UUGCAUAUGAUGACAAUAGGAGUCGGAUUGGUUCGAUCAGUACUCGUGGUCGCUAUUCAAAGCCAUGUCACAUAUGCUAUGCAUAGGUUACGGCCGUUUCCCUCCUCAAAGUCUAACAGAUAUGUGGCUAACUCUGCUCAGUAUGAUAUCGGGGGCCACUUGUUAUGCAUUAUUUCUCGGACACACAACUAAUCUCAUCCAAUCGCUCGACUCCUCGAGACGUCAAUAUAGAGAAAAACUUAAACAAGUUGAAGAGUAUAUGGCGUAUAGAAAAUUACCCCGAGAUUUACGAGUGAGAAUCGGUGACUAUUUUGAACAUAGAUACCAGGGCAAGUUUUUCAAUGAAGACACUAUUCUCGAUGAAUUGUCCGAAAGGCUUAGAGAAGAUGUCAUUAAUUACAAUUGUCGGGCAUUAGUGGCUUCGGUGCCAUUCUUCGCCAACGCGGACACAGAUUUUGUCAAUUCAAUUGUCACGCGUUUAAAAUACGAAGUCUUCCAACCGGGAGAUAUCAUCAUCAAAGAGGGAACCAUUGGUAACAAAAUGUUUUUCAUACAGGAAGGCAUCGUUGAUAUAGUGAUGAACAACGGAGAUGUGGCCACCAGUUUGUCCGACGGCUCCUAUUUUGGAGAGAUAUGUUUGCUAACAAACGCCCGACGGGUGGCCAGCGUUAGGGCGGAAACGUAUUGCAAUCUAUUCUCGCUGUCUGUCGAACACUUCAACGCUGUCCUCGAUAUGUAUCCACUGAUGAGGCGGACAAUGGAGUCGAUCGCCGCCGAGAGGCUCAACAAAAUCGGCAAAAAUCCUAGUAUUGUCUGUCAGAGGGAAGAUCUGCAGCGAGAUCUGCAGGCCGUGAGUGAAUUCCUCACACUUUCCGCUCAAAGUCCCAGCGAAGACAGUGAGAGCGAGAUUAGUCUCUUUAGAUCAUCUAAAUUAGCAGAGAUGGGUCUCAAACGACCCAAAUCUGAGUCAUGUUUUUCCCGUUUCAAUACAACAAACGGCGCCGAAGUGUUGAAUUUAAGGCCCGACUCAUUACAGCGAUCCGAGACUUUUUUCCAGUCGGUCGCCGCCGGUCUCUCCGCUGCACACGACUCCUCUCAUACACACCAAUAGACUCA
Medioppia subpectinata is the source of this 1116-nucleotide messenger RNA. Lineage: Eukaryota; Metazoa; Arthropoda; Arachnida; Sarcoptiformes; Oppiidae. The record is from the annotation of a GenBank genome assembly.